AGCGACCAUCGCGAAUAGCGACGAUAAGUAGAUCGAACCGUCCCGGGAAGCCCGCACUAGCAGAGCGUCGACGUCGCUCCCCAGCCCAAUCCCAUUUCUAGAGCCUAUACGAUCUCGCCCUCGUCGCACGCGCCAUUCUCUUCCAAUCCUAGCAGCCAUGCCCUUCGGAAUCAAUCCUUUCCGGAAACACGACCACGACUUCCCCGACGUCGUGGUCCCCCUCUCGGAAGCCCCUGCGCAUUUCAAACCGAACCCGGAAUUAGAGAAAGCCGGCCGCCCCGAUGACAAAACUGAUGAUAGAAGCUUGGACAGGGCUCCCUCCUCGGAAGCCGGUGUCGGGCCUGUCCCAAACUACAGCACCCUGACGAUCGAGGCCCUGCGCGCCGAAGUCGAAUCGGAUGUUGCGGCAUCCGGCAAGGAUACUGCGUAUGACCGCAAGGCCAAAGUCAUUAACCGAGCCGUUCAGGACAUUGGUAUGGGCCGCUACCAGUGGGAGCUUUUUGCUCUCUGUGGGUUCGGCUGGCUGGCAGACAACCUCUGGUUGCAGGGUGUUGCAUUGACCCUGAGCCCUAUUGCCCAGGAAUUUGGUGUCUCUACCACUUGGGUCCGCUUCACGACAUGUUCCUUGUUUUUGGGUCUGUGCAUUGGCGCAUCCUUUUGGGGUAUCGCAUCGGAUAUCAUCGGCCGUCGCCCGGCUUUUAACCUGACGUUGUUUAUCUGCGGUGUGUUUGGUAUCGCCGCGGGCGGUGCUCCCACCUGGAUUGGAGCCUGUGCCCUGUACGCUUGUAUGGGUCUUGGGGUGGGAGGUAAUCUGCCGGUCGACGGAGCUCUGUUCCUGGAGUUCUUGCCGUUUGCCUCGGGAAACCUCCUGACGAUGCUGAGUGUCUGGUGGCCGGUGGGUCAACUGAUUGCUAGUCUCCUCGCAUGGGCGUUCAUCCCCAACUACAGCUGCAGUAGUGAGCUGCCUUCGUGCGGCUCCGUUGCCAGCGGCGUGGCUUGCUGCACCAAGGCAAGCAACAUGGGCUGGCGAUACCUCGAUUAUACCCUGGGGGCCUUGACGUUUGCCAUGUUCAUCUGCCGAUUCUUCCUCUUUCAUCUGUAUGAGUCCCCUAAGUACUUGCUCGCACGGGGUCGCCAGGCUGAGGCCGUGGCUUCGGUUCACGGCAUCGCCUACAAGAACAAGGCCAAGACCUGGCUCACCGAGGAGAUUCUUAACGAAAUCGGUGGUUACCCGGAGGAGGAGACGGAGCAAACCCUCAGUUUCGGUGAGAUUGUCCAGAGGAACCUGUCCAAGUUCUCGCUGGAGCGUAUCGGGCCCCUCUUUUCCAACAAGAAAUUGGGGUUCUCUACUGUGAUCCUCUGGUUCUGCUGGGCCACCAUUGGCAUGGGCUACCCCCUGUUCAAUGCCUUUCUUCCCCAGUAUCUGGAGAACGCGGGCGGCUCCAGCUCCAGCUCGACCUACGUGGCCUACCGGAACUACGCCAUUACUUCGAUUGUCGGCGUCCCGGGCUCCAUCCUGGCCUGCUACACGGUCGAGAUCAAGUACAUCGGUCGUAAAGGCACCAUGGUCUUCUCCACCUUGAUCACCGGGGUGCUCCUCUUCUGCUUCACCGUCUCCACCAACUCCAACGUCCAACUGGUCUGCUCCUGCCUCGAGGCAUUCUUCCAAAACAUCAUGUAUGGUGUGCUCUACGCCUAUACUCCGGAGGUCUUCCCCGCCCCAAACCGCGGCACGGCCACCGGGAUCGCCAGCUGCCUGAACCGCAUUGCGGGUCUCUGCGCGCCGCUCGUCGCCAUCUACGGCGGCAGUUCCAACCCCGACGCGCCCAUCUACGCAUCGGGUGGACUGAUCCUGGCCGCGUUCGUGGCCAUGUGUCUGCUCCCCAUCGAAACCCGGGGCAAGCAGACUCUGUAAAUGCUGCACCGUCUCACAUACAUUGUUGAUGAUUUCAUCCUUAUGCCGGUUAUGAUUAUGUGCUCAAGUCUGAGCGAGCGUGACGAUGCAUGAUACCAAUGUUGAGUGCCUAAGGCAUGUCUGUAGUAUUCUUCGUGUUGUUCAUAUUCUGAUGCCGUGGAUGGAUAUACGUGCUGAUAGGAUAGAAGCACAGGAAGCACCAAAAACAGCUAUUCAAAUUCCUUUUACCCAUCUCAGAAAGUACUGCCUGGUAGUGUAAUAUAAAA
This is a messenger RNA of Aspergillus ibericus CBS 121593, 2181 nucleotides long. RefSeq names its product putative sugar transporter. NCBI's taxonomy places the organism in Eukaryota, Fungi, Ascomycota, Eurotiomycetes, Eurotiales, Aspergillaceae. Bases 158 to 1915 code for a protein of 585 amino acids. The record is from RefSeq and is a predicted model, not a curated record. The transcript has 7 exons. Gene Ontology annotation, cellular component: membrane. Gene Ontology annotation, biological process: transmembrane transport. Gene Ontology annotation, molecular function: transmembrane transporter activity.